AUGUUCUCGACGUUUGCAGCAGAUCCAGAGAAAAAGAACCCCUCAAGACCUCGUCCAAAGCGAAAUCAGGUUGCCCGAGCGUGUGACUGGUGCCGACAAAAUCGAAUCAAGUGCGAUGACUCCCAGCCUUGUCAGAACUGCCGCACGCGUGGCAUCCAAUGCAGCAAUGCUAAGCGAACCGAUAUGCCCACAUUAUCAGCUGCGAAUAGGGAAAUCCAACGAUUGCGGAAUACAAUCAGCACACUCCAAGGCCAAGCACAUAAGACAAGCCAAGAAUCCCGGGACCAUGCGCCUAGCAAAUACGUGACGCCCCCUGAAUCUGAAACUCUUGAUGUCUCGCCUAUUAGCGACUCCCUUGGAACUCAUGUUCCACGAUCCAUAACCAUAUCGUCCAGAGAGUGGAAGGGAGUGCAAAUCCAUACGAGUGGGGCAAUCUACGGCCCACUGUCAUCUUCGUAUUUCGGGGUUCGCAUGGGUAGUUUUCUAUCCGAAGCACUGAGCAAUGACCCUGAGUCUUUGUUUCUGAGCGAGAGCUUGCAGCUGGAAUACCCUCCCAAUACUCUGAAAUGCCUCCAUGACUCUGAUUCACGCGGGGCAGGGAGUCAAAGCACGGAUGAUUCGGGUCUGGAGUCCCUAUCACGAGCUCAAGAACAAUUUUUCAUUGAUUUAAUCUGGCAGUCAUUUCAUUGCAUCUAUCCCAUUCUUGUCGAAUCGGAGUUUCGAGAAUAUUACGAUUCCUUGUGGGGAUUAGCUGGCGGUCAAUCAUGUCGGCGCCCCUCCCCACUGGUCGAUAGCAUCCUAGCAGUUUGCAUGCAGUAUGGGGGCACCUUUCUAACGAGCGACGAGGACAAUCUAGAAAGUGAAAGAGAGUACCAUGUCGCGGCUGUAUCGAAGAAAAGCCAUGCGCUGUUCCGUCGGGCCCAAAGCUUACUUCUAGAUGAGAUUGAAACCCCAUCGAUCAUGACGCUCCAGAGCUACAUUUACUGCAUUAUCUACCUACACAAUACAUCCCUGCUGAACACGGCGGAUAUGCUUCUGAGUACCGCUGUCAGAGUUGCGCAGGCUUUGCGGUUGUAUCUUCCUCCAUGCGAUCCAACCAUUCGGGAGUACCAGGAGCUACACCGACGCCUCUGGUAUACCCUAGUUGGGCUAGACUGCCAGCUCUCAAUGAUACUGGGAAGACCUUCACUGAUUCCCGUUAAUGAAAUUGACUAUGAUCUUCCGGGGGACAGCCAAGAACACGCGCUUUUAUCCGGCUCGAUGUUGAUGACCCCAGGCGACGAAGGCAUCAGCUGGCUGAGCUUUCACGUACAGUCAACCCGAUUACUGAUGACUGUUCGAGGCGUUCAAAAUGCGCUUCAGCAGCAUGGAGCUAGAUUGCUCGAGCGAAACGAUGCACAAAAUAUGUACGAUGAUCCCUUCGUGACUGAGCAGUUAGCUGCGUGCCUUGGCCGGGAAAUCGGUGUGGUAUACAACUGGGCGCGUAAUGUACCUUCCGCACUGAAGUGUUCGCGAAAAGACGCCGGAGAGCCAUUCUCUACCGAGCGCACCCCAGUCUCUUUUAACUCUCUCCAUCCACUCUGGCUUCAACGACAACAGAUCCUCCUCGAGCUCUUGUACCACCACCUUCAGUUAUCAAAUUUCCGCUCGUUUGUGCGUCUACAGCCUGGUAGCUCGUCCAUUUCCCCAUUAUCAGACUGUCACAAUAUCAGCGCUCUCAAUCAUGCUGUGACACUGACGAACAUCGUCCAUCAAGUUCUCAAUGAUACCGAUCUAUUACGUGGCUGGUACCCCGUGUUUCAGUAUCAGUGGGAUGCCGCUCUUUGUAUCCUUGGCUUCGUGUUAGCCAAUCCAAUCUGCCCGCCUACUCCGGCGGCUCGUCGAUGUAUUCAAACUGCGGUCAGCUGCUUUGAGAUUAUGGGGGAAUACUCUGCUGCUGCUGUAUCUGCUGCGAAAAUAGUACGAGAAGUCGGUGCUCAUGCUGAGAGACUUGUCGGCAAGUUCCAUUGCAGUCUCUCAUCUCGCAGUCCACCUAGUAAACGUCGAAAGGAUACGUCUGCUACGGUGCAGAUGAUCUCAGCCCCGGCAUUGACGCCGGAGUAUCUACAAAGCCUGACUUUUGACCAACCAUUCGAUAUCUCGGAUUUUAUGAAUGGGAUUGCUUCGCCAGUAGAGAGUUCUUCUAUGCUAUACGAUGAAACCAAACUCUCCCUUAAUAUGACAGAGGCCGAGAUUGAGACCAUUGGGACAUCAUGGGUAAAUGAUGAAGGGAUUUCGAGCUCCUUGCCGCCGUUUCCAGGAGGAAAUACAUAA
Molecule: messenger RNA, 2313 nt
Organism: Penicillium malachiteum
Lineage: Eukaryota; Fungi; Ascomycota; Eurotiomycetes; Eurotiales; Aspergillaceae
Product: C6 transcription factor
Exons: 2
Coding region: 1-2313 (770 amino acids)
Biological process (GO): positive regulation of transcription from RNA polymerase II promoter by galactose; DNA-templated transcription
Cellular component (GO): nucleus
Molecular function (GO): RNA polymerase II cis-regulatory region sequence-specific DNA binding; DNA-binding transcription factor activity, RNA polymerase II-specific; zinc ion binding
Source: RefSeq, a predicted model, not a curated record